AGAGUCCAAAAAUCACACGCUCUUCUUAGAUCCUGUUGCUUUGAAAAUUUAUCCGUCCGCAAAAACCACCUUGGUCCCUUACCUCUUAACCAAACAAGUCCUAUCAACUUUUCCUUGUCAGGUCCAAUUAGUUUCUCGGGUUGGUUCGAAAUCGAAGCCCAAUUCUCUCUUCUCUCCCUCCUCCGCUGCUGCAAAACCUAGAUCGUUCUCAGGCCGUCGGAACUCGGUCUCCGAGCUUCUUAUUCGCACGGAGAUCGCGUCUUCGCUACCGACUGAUAGGGAAAUUAGGCACUAAAACCAAGUCAAGCCAACGGAGGAUGGGUUUUUUUGAAUCGUUGUUCACCAAUCUAUUAUGUUGGACAAGUUCUGUUGCUUUUAUUUUCUGCGAUGUGGCUUCUGAUUAAUUGAGAAUUAAUGAUGGAAAAAUCGCUCUUAGAGUUGUUUCUUUUACUAUCAAAUUCUCCAAACGUGGAUGUCAUUCUGCUUUAGGAGAGGCGCAAAUAGAAUCAGGUGAUGAUGCAAUUCACCUGCCUAGACAAUGUGGAAAGUCGUGAAUUCAGAUAGCAGGCUGGUUGUACUUGCUACACUCAUCCUAUUUUAUGCAUGUAGGCAUUUACUUUUUGAACCAAGAUGGCAACACUUGAAGAGAACAAUGCUCUGGUAAUGGUUACUCCAGAGGCACAACCUAACAAGCGGAGGAAAAAGAAGUCCAUGGUCUGGGAAUUCUUUACAAUAGAAACAGUAAGUCCUGGAUGUAGAAGAGCAUGCUGUAAGCAGUGCAAGCAAAGUUUUGCUUAUAGCACAGGUUCCAAAGUAGCUGGCACCAGCCAUCUCAAACGUCACAUUGCCAAGGGAACCUGCCCAGCACUAAUACGCAAUCAAGGGAAUCAAUUCAUGCCAUACACCCCAGGGAGUGGAAAUGGCACUGCAUCUGAUACACCUAAACGUCGCCACCGAUCUCCUAGCUCACCCUACAUUUCAUUUGAUGCAGACCGUUGUCGUCAUGAAAUUGCUAAGAUGAUCAUCAUGCAUGACUACCCACUUCACAUGGUUGAACAUGGUGGGUUCGUAACUUUUGUUCAAAAUCUUCAGCCCCGAUUUGGCAUGGUGAGCUUCAAUACUGUCCAAGGGGAUUGUGUUGCAACUUACUUGAGGGAAAAGCAGAAUGUAAUGAAGUUUAUUGAAGGAAUGCCUGGACAUGUUUGUCUUACAUUGGACAUGUGGACAUCAAGUCAAAGUUUAGGGUAUGUUUUUGUAACUGGACACUUCAUUGAUAGUGAUUGGAAGCCACAUAGGCGGAUUCUCAAUGUUGUGAUGGAACCAUAUCCUGAUUCAGAUACUGCUCUCAGCCAUUCUGUUGCUUGUUGCCUUUCUGAUUGGAGUUUGGAAGGCAAGCUAUUUUCUGUUACAUACAAUCGUCCAGUGGGUGAAUCUGGCCUUGAAAAUCUUAGAUCUCUGCUUUGCAUAAAAAAUCCCCUUAUUCUUAAUGGUCAAUUAUUGAUUGGGAAUUGCAUUGCACGUACUCUAAGCAGCAUUGCAAAGGAUGUGCUAUGGGCUGGGAGGGAUGUUGUUAAGAAAAUCAGAGACAGUGUAAAGUAUGUGAAGACUUCAGAAUCCCAUGAGGAAAAGUUUGUUGAGCUUAAGGAACAACUUCAAGUGCCCAGUGAAAGAAGUCUAUCUCUAGAUGAUCAAUCUCAAUGGAACACAACAUAUCUGAUGCUGGUGGCUGCAUCUGAGCUGAAAGAAGUAUUUUCUUGCUUGGAUACAUCUGAUCCUGAUUACAAAGAUGCCCCAUCCAUGGAACACUGGAGGCGGGUUGAGACUAUAUGUGCUUGCUUGAGACCUCUUCGUGAUGCAGCCAACAUCCUUACCUCCACAAAUAGCCCAACUGCGAUUACAUUCUUCCAAGAAGUAUGGAGGAUCCAUAAUGAUCUGGCUCGUGCUGUUGCAAGUGAGGAUCCCCUUCUCAGUGGUUUUACCAAAGCAAUGCAAGAAAAGAUCAGCAAAUAUUGGAAGGAUUGCAGCCUGGUUUUGGCAAUUGCUGUAGUCAUGGAUCCCCGCUUCAAAAUGAAGCUCGUGGAAUUCAGUUUUUCAAAACUUUAUGGCGAAGAUGCACCCACAUAUACCAAGAUUGUUGAUGAUGGGAUCCAUGAGCUCUUUCUUGAAUAUGUGGCCCUUCCUUUGCCUCUAACUCCGACUUAUGCUGAUGAAGGAAAUAGUGAUAACAACGUGAGGACAGAGGACCACCAGGGAGCUCUCCUGUCAGACAAUGGACUCACAGAUUUUGAUAUGUACAUCAUGGAGACUACUGGCCAGCAGAUGAAGUCAGAACUGGAUCAGUACUUGGAAGAGUCAUUGUUGCCCCGUGUGCACGAGUUUGAUGUGUUAAGUUGGUGGAAACUGAACAAGUUGAAAUACCCAACUCUUUCAAAGAUGGCUCGAGAUAUUUUAACUAUUCCAGUAUCGACAGCUGCUCCAGACUCUGUAUUUGAUACUGUGAACAAAGAGCUGGAUCAGUACCGUAGUUCUCUGCGACCGGAGACAGUAGAAGCGCUGGUGUGUGCCAAGGACUGGCUUCAGUAUGGAUCUGUUGAAGUUUCAAAUGGACUUGUGAAAAUGGAGUUUUAGAUGUAGGGUUUGUUUUUCAUGGUAUCAUGUGUACGAUUGUAGGUGUAGUUCUAUAAUUCAGCAUUAGUUUACCUCCUGUAUCAUUGGAAAGAAUAUUGUUUGGAUGCUCGGACAUUGGAAUUCUAAUUUCCAGACUAUAUUGUCACGAAGAUGAAUCAUCUGUUGCUUUGUGCGCGGGCUUUGGUUCACAAAAGAUGGGGAUAACUUAAUGUUUCUGCAGAAUUGCUAGUUGGAAAGGCUAUGUCCUGUGAUAAGAGUAUAGUUGUUUUAUUA
Hevea brasiliensis (rubber tree) is the source of this 2901-nucleotide messenger RNA. RefSeq names its product zinc finger BED domain-containing protein DAYSLEEPER. The coding region runs from base 631 to 2628 and encodes 665 amino acids. Lineage: Eukaryota; Viridiplantae; Streptophyta; Magnoliopsida; Malpighiales; Euphorbiaceae. The transcript has 3 exons. The record is from RefSeq and is a predicted model, not a curated record. Gene Ontology annotation, molecular function: protein dimerization activity; DNA binding.